Actinia tenebrosa (Australian red waratah sea anemone) is the source of this 1351-nucleotide messenger RNA. RefSeq lists its product as uncharacterized. The record is from RefSeq and is a predicted model, not a curated record. NCBI's taxonomy places the organism in Eukaryota, Metazoa, Cnidaria, Anthozoa, Actiniaria, Actiniidae.
AUCAAAGCCAUAGAUUUGAACUCAGUCACAGAAGUUGUUGACCCGCAGAACCUUACAUGUCCAUGGGAUCUUGACUUUCGCCCACCAAAAACUGUGGUUACAGCUCUCACUCACAUGAUUUCUGACUUAGAAAGUGUCAUUGAUGAUGAUUCCUGUGUCUGUGCUGUCAACCUUGGCUCUCAUGGGUCAUUUGCAAGAGCAAGCAUUGAUUUGUGGGACAAAACUUUUAAGGUUGAUGAAAUUUCCCGUGAGGUUAAUUAUGAACAUCAGUGGCUUAGUGCUUCAACUCAUAAAACACUAGCUAUAAAAAAUGUCCUUGGAAAUUUACGCCCAGAACAGACUGUUUUGAAACAUGAUCAUUUAAAUCUCGAUGCCACAGAUGUGUCUUCACUUGUUGGGGAGAGGUAUGUCUCUGGAUUUUGCUUAAGUGUCGUGUGCCUUAAGUUUCUCGAAGAGGUAAAAUUGCAUGGAAAUACUGGUGUGGUGUUUUUACCCACAUUGACACAAAUGUGGAUAUUGUCACUUGCAACCUCCAAGGAACUACGAGAGAAGCUGAUAAACUACAUAGCCAUUGAGGAUUUAAGGAAUCUGUCUCUAGUUCUACUGCCACUACACGUGAAGCAAUGCCACUGGGGCUUACUGUGUCUUGAUGUGGGUUCCAAGAAGCUCUUCUAUGACGAUGGUCUUCAUUGGGCACCACCGAAUCAGGCUGUCGAGCUAACCAAGAAACUUCUGGAUGCACUAAAGGAGAUGUCCCUUGAGUUUCAGACAGGAUUCACACAGGAUUUCGAAAAAGAUAAGUGGGAUCUUUCUUUUACUCGAUUUGCGAUGCCAGACCAACCAAAAACUGGUGUUGGUUCUGGGAGUUGUGGUGUUGGAGUAAUUUUGGCAGCUAAAGAUAUGUUCAUUCAAAGAACAUCAUUGCCAACAUUUUUCUGGACAUUUGAUGAAAUGGAAAAACACCGAAAGGAGAUACUGUUUAAAAUUAUCCAGUGGAUGAAGUAGACAAAUGUAACAACUCGGACUUUCAAAGUAACAGUUUUUAAUUAUCAAUUUUUCCCCCGUGCCUUCCAGGUGUCUCGCCCGAAGGCAGCAGGAUUACUAGGUGACUCGCCCGUAGUUCUGUGAAAAAUUGUUAAUUAUGUUUCAAAAGAGACUUCCUUUGCUUUCUAGGUGUUUCGCCCGAAAGCAGAAGAAAUACUAGGUGAUUCGCCCGUAUUUCUUUGAGAAGAUUCUCUCAUGUGAAACAUUCCCUCGUGCCUUCCAGGUGUCUCGCCCGAAGGCAGCAGGAUUACUAGGUGACUCGCCCGUAGUUCUGUGGAAUGUUUCAUAACUACCCAAAAUGGCCCAA